CCCGCACUCGCGAUAGAGGUGAAAGGAAACUGAUAUCAGGUUUUGGUCUCGUCGCUCUUUGAGCCUGGACAUGACGGUUGAUGGUCAGUGUGGCGCUCGCGGCGCAGUGCACGACUGAGUAUACCCUGCGCCAUGCCAGGCGUCGUCGAGCCCCCAGCCGGGGCUCCUAGGCCGGAGCUAGGCUUUACUGUCGCGCACCAGAAGGUUGAACUUGAAAUCGAUUUUGCGACCAAGAGCCUCAAGGGAAAAACCGAGAUCACAAUUCACCCGCAUCACAAGGAUCUUCGCGAAAUACGAUUGAAUUUCCGGCAAGGCAAGGUGACACAAACAUUUCUUAGUGGGAAGAUACCGAAACCCCCUCUUUAUGUGGACCAAUAUGAGACGCUUCAAUUAUACGGGCCGCAUUAUCACCAGCGUCUUUCAGCCAAGAUAGACCGGCUGCUGAAAACGCCGCCGGAGCCCGAUCUGGUCGUGUCGGUCCCGAAAAGUGUUCGAAUUGAUGAGCUUGACCCUUUCUCCGUUGAAGCCCAGGAUCAGAUGACGCUGCGCGCUACGGGUGCGGUGGAUGAGGCGGAAGGGCCUUUGAGCUCUAAGGCCGCGGAGACCUCACUUCCACGCUUUACGGCACUGACAAUGUACAUCGAAUUCGUCACCGACAACAUACGAGACGGGCUACAGUUUGUUGGGGUCGAAAGCGGCGACAGACGCUAUCCUCAUGCUUAUACAACUAACUCGCUUGGAUACGGAGUUGGAUGUCCUCUUUUCCCCUGUGUCGAUGACCCGGCUGCACGUUGUACAUGGGAGAUAUCGAUAAAAUGUCCAUGCACGCUGGGCGAUAUGUUCGAUCGCAAGUUACAGGAUCAGUCAAAUGCAACUAGUUCAAAUCGGUCGAACGCCCCUGGACCAUAUAUUGCCUCGGAUGAUGAGGCGUUGGAUGUAGCAGUCGUUUGUUCUGGCGAUUUGACGGACGAAAUCAUCGAUCCGACGGACUCAAGCAAGAAGACGGUCUCCUUCGCUUGUUAUUCUCCUCUCUCAGCCCAGCAAGUCGGGUUUGCAGUUGGUCCUUUCGAAUACGUCAAUCUCGCCGAUUUUCGCGAGAGUGAUCAAGAUGAACAGCUUGGCCAGAAUGCGAUUCCUUUGCAUGCGUUCUGUCUCCCAGGGAGAGCGGACGAGGUUCGCAAUACAUGCUUUCCUAUGGCCAAGGCUAUAGACUUCUUCUCCCUGUCAUACGGUUCGUAUCCAUUUUCAAGUUACAAGGUCUGCUUCGUAGAUGACUUGCCUGAAGGCACACUGCCAACAGCCUGUCUUUCUAUCUGCACUAGUCACCUCUUGUUUCCUGAAGAGGUUAUUGAUCCGAUGUAUGAUUCGACUCGUACUCUGGUUCAUGCUCUGGCUUCUCAGUGGAUUGGCGUCAAUAUUGUUCCGAAGGAGCCUGCAGAUACCUGGGUCACGGUCGGCGUCUCGUGGUAUAUCACGGAUACAUUUAUGCGCAAGCUCUGUGGUAAUAACGAAUAUCGUUUUCGUUUGAAACAGAUGUCUGAUAGAGUUUGUGACCUCGACUAUGAAAGGCCAUCAAUUCAUGACAUGGGGAACAUCUUGCACAUAGACCCUUCCGAGAUCGAUUUCAUUGCGCUCAAGGCCCCCCUUGUUUUAUUCAUCCUUGACCGACGGCUCACGAAGGCCAGUGGAAAGGCAACAAUGUCCCGCAUCAUAUCUCGAUUAUUCUUGAACUCUCGAAUGGGCGACAUACCGAAUGGAGCCGUCACCAGUUCUCUAUUCCAGAAGACCUGCGAACGACUUGGUCACGCGAAGCUGGAUGCGUUUUUCCAGCAGUGGGUCUAUGGCGCUGGAUGCCCCAGAUUUCAAGCUACGCAGAGAUUUAACAAGAAGAAACUUGUCGUUGAAAUGAUGAUAAGACAAGUCCAAGCAGACCCCUCAAGUACACGUGAUUUGGACAAGAAUGCAUUCAUGCGUGAUGUCAAAGAAGAAAUACGAAAUGUUUAUGCUGGGGUCGUCCAGCCUGUGUUUACCGGGUCCAUGACUAUCAGAAUUCACGAAGCUGACGGCACGCCUUACGAACACAUUGUGGAAAUUAAAGAAGGUGUCACCAAGUUCGACAUUCCAUACAACACAAAGUACAAGCGGCUCAAGAGGAAUAAGAGGCAGAAGGAGCGUGCAGCUGCGGCAUCGGGCGGUGACCCAAAUGUUGAAACACAGGAAGACGUUCUGCUCUAUUGUCUGGGCGAUGUACUGCAGAGCGAAGAAGAGAUCCAGGAAUGGAAGCUUGCCGAUUGGAGCAAAGAGGAUGAGGAGCGGAUGGGACAAGAGUCAUACGAGUGGAUCCGCAUGGACGCAGACUUUGAAUGGGUGUGCAAGUUAUCAUUGGCAAUGCCGGGGUACAUGUACCUGUCACAACUUCAGCAAGAUCGAGAUGUCAUUGCUCAAUUGGAGUCGUUACAAUAUAUGGCAGUCCAGCGGGAGCAUCCGCUGAUCUCGUCUAUCUUUGUCAGAACUCUUAUGGACCGGAGAUACUUUUACGGCAUCCGUGUGGCUGCGGCCCAGGCUCUAGUCAAGCAUGCCAAGGAAGAAAUCAACUGGCUAGGGCUGUUCCAUCUCGAGAGAGCAUUUCAGGAACUUUUCUGUCUCCCAGGAUCUCCGAUGACUCGCUCGAACGACUUCGCCGAUAGAGCCGCAUAUGUUCUUCAAUUAGUCAUCCCAGAAGCUAUAUCGAAAGUGCGUGACAACAAUGGCAAGACGCCGAUGAGAGUGAAACGCUUCUUGUAUGACAAGUUGAAAUUCAACGAUAAUUCCAAUAACGAGUACUCCGACAAUUUUUACGUCGCGACAUUGAUGGAAUCGCUCUGCCAUGCGAUGUUAGGAAAAGCCGAGUCUCGGAUGGAUGAUAUGGAUGAUUUUGAUAUGGACCGUGUGCUUGAGACCCAAGCAGAGGACCAACUGGAGAAAGACGCCAUUGCAGAGAUUGAUCGAUACAGAAGAAUGGAUGAAUGGUCCAGUUCCUUCCAGAACAUCUAUUCUCGCGCCGCAUUACGUUGCCAAGUGCAACUCAUGAAAGCCAACAUACUGAGUCUCGACUUGAUGCAGUUUUUGCCUUACACACGAGCUGCAACUUACGACCUUCUCCGUCUCGAUGCAUUUGAAUGUCUUGUUGAGCUCGAUCUCUUUCGAAGCCCCGAACUCUUGCGAUGGUUCAUAUUUACUAUGUCGAACGAUUCCUCGGCUUUGAUCCGGCGACGACUUCACGGCCUGUUUGGCAAGGCCCUGGCCCCUGUCGCCUUUGGCCGUGAUAUGAACCAAGAACAAGCAGCCAACGCCGAUAAUUUGAUUAUAGAGCAAGAAUCCUCGACUGAAGUCCGUCAAGCAGAUCUUGCACGAAGGCAGACCGUUACCGGAGCCUUGGGGGCUUUAAAGAAUGAGUUAUCCGGCGACCAGGUACUGAAAGAAUCCCUCUGGGCCGCAUGCAACUCUCCUUACAUCGGGGCGCUUGAGCUCUCUGAGUUCAAUGAUCUUUGUCGAGUCUUAUAUGACGCUGUCACGUCCCGCAUGGUCGUUCUGAAGUACCCCCGCUAUUGGGCCGUCAAGCACCUUGGAAAAGGUCGUUUACACUUCUUCCGAUCAAGCAAAAUCCGGACAGCAACCCCUGCAUCCAAAGAUUCUGCAACCGCGAAGCGCAAGCGCGAAGACCAGGCAAUGGCAGCGCCUGCCCCACGCAUAACAUUCAAGAACUCUAAACUGGGUCCCAGUGUGACCCCAUACAGCCCGAAACCGAGCUCACAACCGACACCCAAGCUGCACAUCUCCAAUAUGCCCUCCCCUGCGCCUCAAGCGCCGCCAACGAAGACAACUACCGCUCCCUCAACCCCAUCUACACCUAGUGGCGGGGGUUUCAAACUGAAAUUGAAAUUCGGCCAAAAGCCGAAAUAGUCAUACCCAAUCAAACUUGAUACCAUUAUUUGCCUAAUUCUUUAUCAUAUUGGGACUUCGGAAAGGGGUCAGGUUAGGAGACGCAUGGCGGGGGGGUUGCAUGGAGUCAUUAUUCUAUUUUUGAUCAUGGAUGUGUUCUAUAUUUUAGAAGAGCCGAUCCUCUAUUCUGGAUUAUUUUUUGAGGAACAGCUUAUUCACGCGCCUACCUAUUUGACUUGGGGUCCAGGUUGUGCCUGGGAAAGUGACGAUCACGCAGCUGUCGAGGAUCUAUUCUUCCAGCGAAUCUCAUCCUCACGAAGUUCCAACCACAAAGGUUUCCAGUGUUUUUUUUUUUUUUUUUUUUGAUUUGUAUUGAGAUUCUCGUAGCCAGAGAGUCA
Molecule: messenger RNA, 4319 nt
Organism: Aspergillus saccharolyticus JOP 1030-1
Lineage: Eukaryota; Fungi; Ascomycota; Eurotiomycetes; Eurotiales; Aspergillaceae
Product: transcription initiation factor TFIID subunit TAF2
Exons: 4
Coding region: 133-3942 (1269 amino acids)
Biological process (GO): transcription initiation at RNA polymerase II promoter
Cellular component (GO): transcription factor TFIID complex
Molecular function (GO): RNA polymerase II general transcription initiation factor activity; transcription cis-regulatory region binding; chromatin binding
Source: RefSeq, a predicted model, not a curated record